AUGGAGCUGGAGGAUCCAAGCAAGGCGAUUAUUUCCGCCGAUCGGGGGGCUGCGGUCCGGGGUGAGGAGCUCUGUCCGUCCGCUGUGCCGGAGCUGCUGAGAGCUCUAUGGGAGGAACCCGAGAAACAGAAGAGGAGUUUCGGGGGCCGGGUGAAGUCUCACCGACAACAUCGCUUCAGGAUCUGUCCUCUGGGGAGGGAGAGCUAUGCUCUAAAGAAGUUAAGAGAAGCAGCAAAUGGGAAUGACAUAGAUACAGUCCGGCAUUUGCUAGAUGAGGGAGCAGAUCCAUGUGCGGCUGAUGACAAAGGCCGCACAGCGCUACACUUUGCUUCUUGCAAUGGAAAUGACCAAAUUGUGCAUAUGCUUCUGGACCAUGGUGCUGAUCCAAACCAGAGAGAUGGGCUAGGGAAUACUCCUUUACAUUUAGCUGCAUGUACAAGCCAUGUUCCGGUGAUUACAACCCUUUUACGUGGAGGUGCCAGAGUGGAUGCCUUGGAUCGUGCAGGCCGAACCCCACUUCACUUAGCCAAGUCAAAGCUGAACAUCCUGCAGGAUGGAAAAUCACAGACCUUGGAAUCUUUGCGACUAGAGGUUAAACAGAUCAUCCAAAUGUUGCGAGAGUAUCUAGAGAAGCUGGGCCAGCAGGAGCAAACCGAACAGUUGGAUCAGAUUUGUUACAGGCUGCAGAGGACAAGCACUAAGGAACAGGUGGAUGAGGUGACAGAGCUUCUGGCCAGCUUCACUUCUCUUAGCCUCCAAAUACAGAACAUGGAAAACAGGUAG
Molecule: messenger RNA, 783 nt
Organism: Staurois parvus
Lineage: Eukaryota; Metazoa; Chordata; Amphibia; Anura; Ranidae
Source: the annotation of a GenBank genome assembly